UCUGAAUAAUUUUAUUUUCAACAUAUUUUUACAAAAAUCAUGCUAUUACGCAUCCAUUUGAUAACUAAUUUUUUGCUAACGAUAAUCGGCUAUUAUGAAUUACGUUUUAUUUUUAUUUUCAGCGGUCAAGCUAUUUGACUUCAAUACAUUUUUUAAUUUUGUCUAAUUAACUUCACAUAAUGAAGUCAACUGCAAAGUCAGAAUGUGAUAAAAAAUUCCAAGAAGAUUUAGCACAAGCUCUUAACAUGGAGACAUUGGCUUUAGAAGAAUUUCGUAAUCGAAAAAUACAAUCUGAAUCUUUGACAAUUAACAGUAGUAAAACAAUACAAAAAUCCAAAAUAACAUCAUUUCAGUCAAUGUCAGAAACUACCAAUUACUGUAAUGAAUCAUCUAGAGUAAGACCAAGACCAGGAUCUUUUAAUACAAAAGAACCAUUAGUACCACGGAUAAAACCACCUCCUCGAAGAAAUACUACUGUAGCUAUCUCAAAAAGUAAUACUAAUGAAUCAGUUAAAGACUUAGUUGUUCUGGAAUCACCACCUUUAGAUGAUCUCAUGAAAAAUCUAGAGCCAUUUGACUUUGUAGACAGGAACAAAAUUGCUUGCUCAAUUGAUAAUUCAACAUUCCAGAAUUUCAAUGAUAAUAACUUAUUUAAUAAUUCAAAUUUACAUUAUAGACAAAAUAUUGAUAGUAAAACACAAAUUCUUAAAAAAAAUUUAGAAAAAUUGUAUCAAGAUAAUUUUAGUCCUAUAAAUUAUUCUGUAGAAAAAUCUAAUGUUGGAUAUCAAAUUCCUCAGCAAUUGUCCCAACAAAUAUUGCCAUCUAGUUGCUGGUCAACUGAAACAUUGCAAAGCUUUUCCAGUAAUAAAAUUAGCACACAAUCAGAGUUAUUAAUGUCUGGAAUUAAAAGAAAUGUUAUUCCUGUUGUGACUAAAAAACAACACAAUAAUAACCUUAUAGAUUUAAAUUUUUUUGAUAGCCCAGAAUAUUGCAAUAAGAGUUUUUCAAAUGUCAGAACUAGUGUACUUGAAGCAUUUGAUCCAUUAUUAUUUGAUGGUGCUGGAACAUACUCUCAGAAUGAUUCAGCAGAUAAAAAUGAAUCAUUUUAUGCUACUUAUGAUCCAUUUGAUUAUAUGUAUUCACCUUGUAUAUCAUCACAAUCAUCAGAUCCAAUUUAUGCUGCUGUAAUAAAGACACCUGUUCAUUCUCCACCACCUGUUCCUCCUAGAAGUUCAACAACACCUAAAGAAUCAAAAGUUUGUAAAAGUAUAACUUAUGAAAAUAUGGGAUUAGUGAAACGAUCAUCUGUUCUUCAUGACCCUGAUGUUGUUGCAUUUUAUAAUAUGGUGAAACAAGUCAGAAAAAAAUUUAUUUACACUGAUUCUAAUACUAAUACUGGAAUAAUUGUAUGCUCAAAAUUUGAAAACAAUAUACAUGAAAAUAUCAGUACUAAAUUCAUUGUUAACUGUAAACCAAUCAGGAAUACUCCAAUUAUUUUCACUUGUGACGUUGGAAGUAGUGUGGAACAUGUUAUAUCACAAGUAAUUUGUGAGUUAGAUAUUGAAAAUAUACAAAUUAGUGAUUAUUUUUUGAAAGUGAAGAAUUUCUGUGAAUAUAUGUUACCAAUAAAUAUGCCAGUUAUCAACUUUGAAUAUGUUCAUGAAUGUAUAAAGUUAGAUGUAGAUGUUGAAUUAUGUCUAGUUCACAAAGAUGAUAUUUCACACACUUAUGCUAGACAAGCUCAAGAUGAUAUGUGUGAUAAUGAAUUAGGCUUAAAUGACUUGUGCCCAAAUGAAAUUUCUCAACCAAUAACACAUGAUACUCUUAAAAUUCUUCUUGAUACACUUGAUGGAGAAAUUAAUAAAAUGAAGGAACAUGCUACAGCUCUAUUUAAGAAACAAAUUUUUUCUCCAUUGCAGCCAAAUGGUGUUCAACAAGCAAUUAAAGCACUUACAGCAUUUUUAGGAAAUAUUGAACCAUUAGACUUAACCCUAACUUUAAAUAACUUUAUUAUGUCAUGUAACGAAAUUUCAAAUAUCACUCAGCAAGAUUUAUAUGGCAGAAGAACUGAAGUCGUGAUGGAUGAUGGUGCAGAUUAUUCAGUUGUUAGAUUAAAAUUCAAUGAAUCAGAAAAAAUUGAUCAUAUUUCAGACUUGUGUUUGAAAAUUAAAGAAAAUGUGCAAACAUUAAUUGAAAAUUAUUGUAAAGCUUUUAAGGUUGAUUUUCAAUUGAAUUUUACAUCUUCUCAAUUAUCAGGGAUAAAACUUUCUUCUGAAAUUUUAGAUAAUGUAGUUGUUUAUAUUAGUGGCUUACAUAGAUUAUUUCCUUCUUGGAGUCAUGAUGAAUAUUUGAUUGCUGGACAAAUUUAUCAUGGAACUAGGCCAAUUGUUUGUACAGCUCUUUCAAAAACUGUACUAGCUGAACAUUCAUUGUACAAGCGUGUUGUGUUUGAUUCAUGGUUAGAAUUUGAAAAUAUUAAUGUGUGUCUUCUGCCUCGUGAAUGUCGUUUAGUCUUAGUUGUGUAUGGUAGAACAUUUAAUACAGAAGGUCAAGAUGCUUCUGCUACUGUUUCUCAAACUGAACUUGGCUGGGCUUCUUUACAGUUUUUUAAUGUUGAAGGUGAAUUUGCUCAAGGCAAGCAUUUACUAUCACUUUGGCCUCCAUGUGCAGACAAACGUCUUGGGCCAGCCCCACCUCCAGGCACACAUCCUUACAGUCAUUCACAUCCAGUUCUUAGUGUUGAAGUACAAGAGUUUGAUUCAAGAAUAAUAUUUCCCUCUAUUAAUCGGGAUUAUAAUCCAAACAUAAAUGAUAGUUUUGAUUUUACUAGUCUAGAUAUAAACACUCAAGAGCAACUAUUGGAUAUUAUUUAUCAAGACACUUUUACUAGGCCUUUAUCAGAAGAUAGAGAAGUAUUGUGGGAAAAGAGAUAUUAUUUGCUCUCAAAACCAGAAGCUCUACCUAAGGUUUUAUUAGCCGCUCAUAGUUGGGAUUAUGCUUGUUUAGCAGAUUUAUACUCUAUGCUUAGCUGUUGGGCUCCUAUUAAGCCUCUUGAUGCUUUACAAUUAUUUCUACCUUGUUUUCCUGACAAUGAAGUUCGCCGUUUAGCUGUAAAACAAAUACAACUCCUAAGUAAUGAUCAACUCAUUGAUUUCCUUCCUCAACUAGUGCAAGCUAUUAAACAUGAAACUUAUGAUAACUCGCCUUUGGCUGAAAUAUUGUUAGAAAAAUCUUUAUCAUCACCUAAAAUUGCUCAUCAAUUGUACUGGCUUUUAAUGCAACCACUUCCAGGUCAAUCACCUCAAAAUACUUAUGAUACUUUUUGUCCUGAUGAUAAAACUGUAAGUGAAGCAAGAUAUUAUAGAAGACUACAGUUGCUCCUAAGAGCCUUAAUUGCUACUUGUGGGGAAGCUCUUAGAAAAUGUUUCAUGUCUCAACAACUUUUAAUGAAAGAACUUUUUGAUACUGCUGAAAAUUUAAAAGCUAGUAAAGAAUCACACAGACUUAAAGUUCUCUCUAACGAUUUAUUAAACAUCAGUCAAUGUUUAAAUGAUACACCUACAUCUUUACCCCUUAGUCCUAGUAUACAAGUAAAUGGUAUUCAAACGAAAUCAUGUUUUUAUUUCCCAUCCAAUACAUUGCCGUUGAAAAUUAAUUUUACUUCUGUAGAAGAAAAUGUUAUCAUUCCUGCAAUUUUCAAAGUUGGUGAUGAUUUACAACAAGAUAUGUUAACUAUACAAAUAAUUAGAAUAAUGGACAAAUUAUGGCUUAAAGAAGGAUUAGACUUGAAAAUGGUAACAUUUGCUUGUGUUCCAACAGGUGAUAAAAGAGGAAUGAUUGAAAUGGUAACGAAUGCUGAAACUUUAAGGAAAAUCCAAGUUGAAUUAGGUUUGACGGGUUCUUUUAAAGAUAGGCCAAUUGCUGAAUGGCUGGCUAAACAUAAUCCUUCCGCAUUAGAAUAUGAAAGAGCUGUAGCUAAUUUUACUGCAUCGUGUGCUGGUUAUAGUGUAGCAACUUAUAUUCUAGGAAUAUGUGAUCGACAUAAUGAUAAUAUUAUGAUGAAAACUACAGGACAUUUAUUUCAUAUUGAUUUUGGAAAAUUUUUAGGAGAUGCACAAACAUUUGGAAACUUUAAAAGGGAUCGUACACCUUUUGUUUUGACUUCUGACAUGGUUUAUGUAAUUAAUGGUGGUGAUAAGCCAUCUAUUAAAUUUCAUCAUUUUGUUGAUGUUUGUGUUCAAGCAUUUAAUAUUGUUCGCAAACAUGGCAAUUUAUUACUAAACUUGUUUGGUUUGAUGGCAUCAUCUGGUAUACCUGGUGUUACAAUGGAUGCUGUUAAUUACGUUCAAAAGGCUCUACUCCCUGAACUAUCUAAUACAGAAGCUGCAGCUUCUUUUGCACGCAUGAUUGAAAAUUCUAUUAAAUCACGUUUUACCCAGUUUAAUUUUUUUUUACAUAAUUUAGCACAAAUGAGAUUUAAUAAUGAACAAAAUGGUACUGAAUUAUUAAGUUUUGUACCAAAAGUUUACACGAUGUCUCAAGAAGGUAAAAUUGAACAUGUUGAAGUUUAUGGUUGUCAAAAGCGUUAUGAUCCUGAAAAGUAUUAUGUGUAUAUACUUAAAGUUUUUAGAGAAAACCAAAGAGAUCCAUCAUAUCAUUUCCGUUCAUAUAAAGAGUUUUCUGAAUUCCAACAAAAGCUAUUACUUUUAUUUCCUUUAGCAAAGUUUUUAAGUUUAUUAAAUACAAGCAUUCAUAUGGGUAGAUCUCAUAUUAAGCAAGUAGCAGAAAAAAGGCGUGUAGAAAUCCAACUUUUUUUAAACACAUUAUUUCAAAUGGCUCCUGAGGUUAGUCACUCAGAUCUUGUUUAUACAUUUUUCCAUCCACUUUUGCGGGAUCAACAAGAAGAUAGUAUUGACGAUACAAAAUUAAAAGAACCUAAAAAACCAGCUUAUGUGAGGGAAAAUCGUAUACGUGGUCAGUUAAAACUAACCUUACAUUAUCAACGCGGUGCAUUCAUGAUUAUGAUUCAUCAUGCUAAAGACUUACCUCGUGUAGCAGGUAAUCAAGAACCUUCAACUUAUGUUAAAGUAUAUUUGUUACCAGACCGCAAUAAAGCAACUAAGCGUAAAACUAAAGUUGUCAAAAAAAAUUGUUUUCCAUCAUUUAUGGAGAUGUUGGAGUAUAGAAUGCCAUUAGAAAUUGUGCAAUAUAAAGUUUUACAAGCAACUAUUUGGAGUCAUGACGCUUUUCAAGAAAAUGAGUUUUUAGGCGGUGUAACUAUUGAAAUCAACAACAUAGAUUUAUUUUCAGAGACAACAUCUUGGUAUAAUUUGUCUAAUAUGUAUAGAUAAGUAGUAUAUGCAAAUGAAUUAGUUUUUUAAUUCUGUGAGUUUUAUUUUCUCAGAUUAAAUUUUAUUGUAAUUCAUUACUAAAAUUAUUUUUUUACCAAUAUUACUAAUAUUCAUUCAUCUUAAAUUUUAAAUUUACCAAUUUUUCUUGUGUUAAUUUUUUUACAUACUUAUGACCUAAUUUCUUGGUGAUUGGGUAAAUAGCACUUCUUCUAAUUCUUUAAACUUUAUAUUAAAAGUAUGAAUUACUUUUGUUAUUGUUUUAAAAUAAAUUAUACAAAUUUUUCUUAUUAGUUUAAUCUCUUAGUUCAAAAAUUAUUCAUCUAAUAAAAAUAAAACUUGAUUUAUUUUAAAAAUGCUCAAUACUAGAACAAUUAUGCAAUUAUUUACUGUAGUUGUAGGUAUGACAAUUAUGUAUUAGUGUUAAGACUUUUAAUUAUUCAACUAAGUUUCUUUAUUAAUAAAACUAAAUAAAAACAUUCUCAUUUAAUGUUAAUUUUUUUUUUUUUUUACAAUGUAUUACUCUUUAAAAUAUUUUGUGUAAGAGUAAACAAAUUUAUCUAUUCAAAAUUCAAACUUUAUAAUGCUACACUUUAGUUUGACUACAAAUUAUGGUAAUAUAAUAAGAUGUUAAGGUUAUACCUUAAAAACUCAGCUGUAUAUUUGUUUAGUCAAGACUAUUUGUGAAAUAAUGUUUAUUGACAUUUAUUGAAGUUAAGGAUCUAAUUUUUUUGAAUAUUUAAUUUGAAAAAUAAUGUUCUUUAAUAACACUCCUCAAUAUUUUAAAAAUUUACCUUAAUUUGUAAUUAGUAAUGGUUAUAAAAUUUAUUAUUUUAACAAAAUUACUAUCAACUUUUAUGUUAAGUUUUUACUAUAACUAUAUUUAUAAUUUAAGUUUUAUUUUAUUUUUAUGUUAUGCAAUUAUACUUUAUAUUUUUUAGUAGUAUUUUAAAACUUGACACUUCAGUUUAUCAUGUAACAUAAAAGAAAAUAAUUUUAAAAAAUGUUAUCAUAAAAAUUAAAGAUUAAUAUUUAAUUAUUAUCAAAAUUCAACGUUUUAGUAUUAUAAUAUUUUUAUAUUUAAUUAAAUUUUUAUCUGUUUUUUUCUUUACAAAAUUAUUUAACUAAAAAUUGUCACCUAAAAAUAAAACUUACACUUAUUUUGACAAUACAUAUUUUUUUUAAUUAAUUUACUGUAUUAUUACCCUAAUUUGAGAUUUCACUACUCAAACUUUUAUAAUCAAUGUGAGACUGAAUUAUUUUAUAAAUUUAUUUCUAUUUUUUAUGAUAUAUUUAGUGUAACCAGUGAUUUUUAAAUUUUAUAAUUAAGAAAUGACAAUUUACAUUUUUAUAUAUAUUUUUUUUAUUAUACAUAACUUUACAAACCAUAGAAUAAUUCUACUUAAUGGUAAUAAAUUACUCAGCAUAUCAUGAUUGUAUCUUAUAUUUUGUUAUAUAAUAAUUAUUGUUAACAAAUAUUCUUUUUUAUAUAAAUUGAAUUUAUAAUUACUUAAUGAUAAUUAAAAUUUUGAAUUUAUCACAUAAAACCUCGGUUUAAUAUUUUUGAUUCUUAAUUUUUAUUUUAGAUUAGAUAUCUGUAGUGUUAGUUAUGAAUAUCACUAUUGGUUAUUUUAUAUAUUUUAAAAAACUGACCAUGUUAUUUUAAUUAUAAAUAUAUUGUUAUCAAUUUAUAUUAAUUUGCUAUUAUGUUAUAUUUACAAUGUUUGCUAUGUUGUUCAUUUAUAUUGGUAUUAUUUAAUUUAAUCUAAUGUAAGUUUUUUAUUAUUGUAUAUUAAAUAUAUAUAUUUAUUAUUUAA
This is a messenger RNA of Daktulosphaira vitifoliae (grape phylloxera), 7165 nucleotides long. RefSeq names its product phosphatidylinositol 4-phosphate 3-kinase C2 domain-containing subunit beta (gene Pi3K68D). NCBI's taxonomy places the organism in Eukaryota, Metazoa, Arthropoda, Insecta, Hemiptera, Phylloxeridae. The transcript has 30 exons. The coding region runs from base 180 to 5351 and encodes 1723 amino acids. Gene Ontology annotation, molecular function: phosphatidylinositol binding; 1-phosphatidylinositol-3-kinase activity; 1-phosphatidylinositol-4-phosphate 3-kinase activity. Gene Ontology annotation, cellular component: plasma membrane; phosphatidylinositol 3-kinase complex; cytoplasm. The record is from RefSeq and is a predicted model, not a curated record. Gene Ontology annotation, biological process: cell migration; phosphatidylinositol-3-phosphate biosynthetic process; phosphatidylinositol-mediated signaling.